AUGAAUGUGGAUGGUUUGAGCAUACCCAAUCAGGGACCCAGCAAAGUAUUUUGGGGCACUCGCAGGGGUCCAACCACACGCCGGCAAAGGGAGUUCAUGCCGGAAGAGAAGAAGGACACAGUUUACUGGGAGAAACGGAGAAAGAACAACGAGGCAGCCAAGCGGUCUCGAGAAAAGCGACGUCUCAAUGAUGUGGCUAUUGAAGGCAGGCUGGCCAUGCUGCUGGAGGAGAAUGCUGUACUACGGGCUGAACUGCAAGCGCUCAAACUUCAAUUUGGCUUGUUACCAUCCAUGUGUGGUUCCCGGAUGUUGCCCUUGCAAGCCUUGCUCUGGAAGUCUUCCUGGACUGGGGAGUCCCAUUCAGGGGCUGACUCAUUCUUGCCUUUGCCUGGUGGCCAUGGCUGUCUGUUCAAACCAUAUUCGGUGGAUUCUGGGAUUCCAGGCUGCUCAGGCUGCCUGGUGGCUCAAGGGUGGCCUGGCUUAUCUGCUUCCUCCAGGUUCUUGCAGGAGUCAGAGCCCUUGUCCCACCGAAUAGUUGACAGGGCCUUUCACGCUGCCUUCCCAGAUACUGUCUUUGGUUGUCAUUUCCUAGAUAGGCAUGUGGGAACAAGACCAGAACUAAAGACUUGUUGUGGCCUGUGGUCACCUGUGCCCACUGGAUCCCAUGCCCCAGGGUACUCAGGUAUAUCAAUGGCCUCCUCUGAGAGUUCAAUGGGAUUUUCUCCGAGUAUGACCUGCCCUGUCCCAGGUAACAGGUCUGAGGGUCUGGCUCAGAUUUCCCUGCCUCACAAGCUGCGCAUCAAAUCCCAACUCUCAAGCCUGUUAUGCUGA
This is a messenger RNA of Rattus norvegicus (Norway rat), 831 nucleotides long. RefSeq names its product NFIL3 like basic leucine zipper (gene Nfilz). The transcript has a single exon. NCBI's taxonomy places the organism in Eukaryota, Metazoa, Chordata, Mammalia, Rodentia, Muridae. Gene Ontology annotation, molecular function: DNA binding; DNA-binding transcription factor activity; sequence-specific DNA binding. The record is from RefSeq and is marked inferred. Bases 1 to 831 code for a protein of 276 amino acids. Gene Ontology annotation, cellular component: nucleus. Gene Ontology annotation, biological process: regulation of DNA-templated transcription.